Notothenia coriiceps (black rockcod) is the source of this 2133-nucleotide messenger RNA. RefSeq names its product IKBKB interacting protein (gene ikbip). The transcript is spliced from 3 exons. The record is from RefSeq and is a predicted model, not a curated record. Bases 223 to 1437 code for a protein of 404 amino acids. Lineage: Eukaryota; Metazoa; Chordata; Actinopteri; Perciformes; Nototheniidae.
CAAGGAGCAGGGUAAAGCAAAAGGAUUGUUAGCGGUGACGUUUUUAAUUUAUCACCGUUAAUUAUACAUUUAACAAACCUGUAGUAUCCUACAUUAUGUUCCUACCUGUAAAAGAAGUGUUUUAUUUUAAUUUGCAACUCAACGAAUAGCUUUUAAGACUUUUAUUUUGACUGUUGAAUUCCUUCACUGUGAAAGUUACCCACUGAGUGCCAGUGUGCUAAGAUGCCUGCGGAGUUAAAACAGAGGAAGAAGUCUCAGAAACAAAGCGACCCAGUUCCAGAAACUUCGGCUACUAAUGGGAAAGAUGAAACGCAGAAAGUGAAGACUGAAGCUGGAAACAACGCAGGAGCGAACAAAACCUCCUCCAGUUUGGAUGUUAGGAGUUUAAUGUGCUUGUUGUCGCUGGCAGCGUGCGGGGCUCUCAGCUGGAUGGUACUGCAACAGAAUGACAGGUUUUCUGCUAUUGAAGAAAAGUACAAAUCUUUGCAAGGAAAGACUUCGAGUCUGUUCGACAUGGAGGAGGAAGUCUUAAAGGUUUCUGAAAAGCUUGCCGCCUCUGAGGACGACCUGCAGGAGGCGCUCUCCACCGUCUCCUUGGCAACACGUCUCCAGCAGGACAUCUCCACCCUCCAUGCUGCUGUCACGGUGAUGCAGAACGACGAGAACUCUGCCUCCCGCGACCUGCAGACGGUGAGCGGCCACUUCCUGAACGUGACGGAGACGUGGCAGGUGCGUCUGGCCGCCAUCGCCUCCGACCUGACCGCCCUCAAGUCCGAGUCCCGGGAAGCUCAUGCCGGAGCCACGGAGCGGGUCAACGAGGCCGAGCGGCAGGCCCGGUCGCUGGCGGAGAAACUGGAGGAGCUCGAGGACAGCACCAAGAGGAACGCCCGAGCUAUGGAGCGCACAGAGGGGGACGACACCAAGCGAUCGCAGGAACAUCUGGACUGGAACACCAAGCAGAUCCACCACCUGGAGGAGAAAAUCAGCAGCCUGACCAAGAGGGAGGCCGAGCUCGACACCGAGCUGCAGGAGCACAUCCCCCGGGCCAAGGAGUGUGAGCAGCACCUGCCCCAGGUGGAGGAGGCGGUGCGCUCCAUCCUGAGGCUGGCGGGGGACCUGAGCGGGGCGGAGAAGCGCCUGGAGGAGGUGACGCUACAGGUGUUUGGGACUGAGGACAGCAUGCUGAAAGCACUCGGCGAAAUCCUGGAGAUCAGACAGGAGCUGGACACCCUGCAGGCUCAAAACAGCAUCCUGAAGAUGAAGAACGAGUUGUCCGUGGUUAAAGAGGCAGUCCAUGAACUCACCAUGGUGCUGAGGGGAACUACAGUCGACAGCCUGAAGGAGGAAGACACUCUGGAGGAAGAAGGAUGGAGAGAGGAGGAGGAGGAAGAGUGGGAAACAUACGAUGAUGAGGAAACUCCACUUCUUCCUGAUUAACUCACUGAAUGAUGUCAUUGUUUUUGAGCCAACUCGAAAAAGACAGACCCACCUACCAUGUGUUACUAUUUGCUGUAAAACUGCUCAGUAUUAGUUCAGUAUUAUUGUUUUUCAAAUGUACACCUCAGUUUCAUGUUACAAAAAUGCUUUUGCAUAAAAGUUCCCUGAUUUGAACAUGAACUCUGGUAUACAUGCACUGUAUUAAACAAUAGCACAAUCAAUAAUAUUUAUUUUAAUAUUUGUUCAAUGUGGACUUCCACAUUUUGGUUUCUAUAGCAUUCGUAUACAACAUGACCCAUUACUAUGCCAAGUUGUAUGACAAUAUCUGCUCCAGUGUUUCUAGAUAAAACGACAUUAUAGUUUAAAUUAUGUCAAAUUAUUAAUCAAUUAGUUAAUUGUUUUGUACUUCUAGCUUUUAAAAAUGCAGGAUUGCUCUUCUUUCCAUCUUUAGUUUUCACAUUUGAAUGUAUGGCAAUGAUUUCCUUAUAGAACAUAUUGAAUAAAAUCACCUUUUUUAUUGAAAUUGUCUUAUUUGUACAAAUGUGUCUUUUCCCUCCUUUUUAAUCUUGUUUACUUAGGCACUACUUUCUUAACUGUGUUUUUCAUAAAUCUGAAACGAUGCACUUUUGCAUUAGUGUUUUAAAUAGCUAACACACACACAUGCAGCUGUCGUGUCCUUGAAUCUAUGUGCUGUCU